AUGAGAUGGUUGCUUUUUUCCACCGCUAACAUUACCUGCCUAUUCUUCUGUGUUUCAGCUUGUUUCAUCCACCUUGUCCAAAUGGAGUGCGUUAUCGGUUUAAGGACGGACAAUUUUUGCAUUGUUGCUGCUGACACCCGGGCUUCUCGCUCAAUUUGUACAAUGAAACACGACGAGGAAAAGAUGUUCAAAUUUAGCACCCGUAUUCUGGCGGCUGUAUGCGGUGAGGCCGGAGAUACGAAUCAAUUCUCAGAGUUUAUUCAACAGAACAUGCAGCUAUACGAAAUACGAAAUGGAUAUGAGCUUACUCCAUUCGGGGCUGCUAACUUUACUCGUGGAAAUUUAGCCAAAGCGCUCAGGAGCCAGGUUUGCGAAUUGCUCUAUAUUUCUCACAUUUUCUGUCUCUCACUGUUGUACGAUCUCAUUAUUUAUCUUUUUCAGGUUCCGUUCGCUGUUCAUGGCUAUGGAAGCUACAUGUCUUUGAGUGUCUUAGAUCGUAAUUACCGUCCGAACAUGUCUGUGGAUGAAGCGGUCUAUCUUGUCCGUCAGUGCGUACAGGAAAUUCAGAAAAGAUUCGUCGUCAAUCUGGAUCGGUAUUGUGUCCGAAUGGUGAACAAAGAUGGAAUCACCGUGCUCCCCGACCUUGUGAAUUUCGCCAGUCCGGCUUGA
Echinostoma caproni is the source of this 669-nucleotide messenger RNA. NCBI's taxonomy places the organism in Eukaryota, Metazoa, Platyhelminthes, Trematoda, Plagiorchiida, Echinostomatidae. The record is from the annotation of a GenBank genome assembly.